Messenger RNA from Penicillium robsamsonii, 1296 nucleotides. RefSeq lists its product as uncharacterized. The transcript has a single exon. The coding region runs from base 1 to 1296 and encodes 431 amino acids. NCBI's taxonomy places the organism in Eukaryota, Fungi, Ascomycota, Eurotiomycetes, Eurotiales, Aspergillaceae. The record is from RefSeq and is a predicted model, not a curated record.
AUGAGCAAUAAUCUCAGCCAGACCGCGAAGGAAAGGGAGUUCGAAGAGCGUGAACGUCAAAUCCGAAGGCGAGAAUUGGACCUUGACUUUGAAAAACAUCAGCUGAAAAUCAAAUGCGACACAGCUGGGCUCGAAAGGCGUGAGCUUAAAAUUGAACAAGACAAAGUCAAGCUCAAAAGCCAUGAGUCUAAAUUCAAGGAAAAAAUGAAAAUGCUCGACGAAAUUGAGACAGACUUCGAGAAGAACGGAGCCGAUAUAAUCAGGCUGGCGAUAUCCAAGCAGUUUAGGCGUGGUGUGCCAAGCACGAAAGAAAAUGAACUCAAAUUGAAUGGAGAUACAAAUGCCCUUCAGCGAUGUCGAUACGAGCGGUAUGUCUAUGAACAAGAGCUCGACGUGAAAGAAGAUCGCCUGGCGGCGUUUCUCGACACGGAGACACGACUCCGAGAGAUUGCUCAACGGGAACUAUGUUUGAAAGAACAACUGGAGCAAGAUCCAACAGUCAAACAAGAGCUCAUUGACGCACAAAGAGAAUAUGGCCGAAUUGAGCACGAGUGGUUGGUGAUCCGGAAUUCCUUCUCCAGUACAUCUUUGCAGCGAGCUUUUGAGCUCUGGCGCGGGACCCCCAGAUGGUAUAUGCAUCGCGUUCUUCGGGAGGACUGUGCCGAGAGAGGUGGGUGCUGUGGGCGUGGGUGUGAAUGUUGCCUUAGUCGCAAACUCGACUUGACUCGCAAACGCGCAGCUGGGCACUGCACUGUCGAAUGUGGUUGUUGUCAGAAGGCUCGUGGAUAUGACCUGUCCGAGGAAGAAAAAACGAACUUUUCGAUACGAUACGCGGUCUCUCAGGAUAGUAAGAAGGACAUCGAACUCAAGGAAUUCCAAGUGAAGAAACUCGAGCUUCGAAACCUCGAACUUCAAAACAUCCAACUGCAACAAAUGUGGGGUAAAAACUCAAUGAAGGACAAUGUAGUGCGGUAUGAGUUCUCUGAGGGCGGAUUUGCGGAGUAUGAACGCUAUAUAAACGGAGCUGAUAUCAGCGACAAUGAAGCUGAAUUCACCGACGAUGAAAUUACUGAUGAAAUUACUGAUGAAAUUCCCGAGGAGGAGGAUCCUUACUAUCGUCGGAUCUCUCUGGCUUCGAUCUGGGGAUUAGUAGACGGUAACUUCGAGGAUCCAGUUGACUUGAUCGACGAAAAACCCUAUCAUCCAACAUGGAAGAAUGACGCUUGUGACGAGCAGUCAUUCGCCCUUGUCAGCCAGGAGGAAAACAAUUCGAUGAUGACAGAAACGGAUUGGUAG